UUGACGGCGCGAGGUGGCUCAGCCGCAAGAUGGCGGCGCUGGCGGAGGAGCAGACGGAGGUGGCGGUCAAGCUAGAGCCUGAGGGACCGCCGACGCUGCUACCUCCGCAGGCUGGCGACGGCGCAGGCGAGGGGAGCGGCGGCACUCCUAACAACGGCCCCAACGGCGGCGGCGGGAAUGUGGCAGUGGCGGCGGCGGCCGGCGGGGACGGCGGGACCCCCAAGCCUGGGGUGGCUGUCUCCGCCGCUGCCCCGGCGGGGGCGGCCCCGGCGCCCGCCGCUCCGGCGGAGGCCGGCGCUCCCCACGACCGACAGACCCUUCUGGCCGUGCUGCAGUUCCUCCGGCAGAGCAACCUCCGCGAGGCCGAAGAGGCGCUGCGCCGGGAGGCCCGGCUGCUGGAGGAGGCGGUGGCGGGCUCCGGAGCUCCAGGAGAGUUGGACGGGGCCGGCGCGGAGGCGGCUAGCGCGCUUCUCAGCCGGGUCACCGCUUCAGUUCCCGGCUCCGCGGCCCCCGACCCUCCGGGGACGGGCGCCUCGGUGACCUCGGUGUUCUCGGGUUCCGCCUCGGGUCCCGCGGCUCCGGGAAAGGUUGCAAGUGUAGCUGUGGAAGAGCAGCCAGACGUGAGUGCUGUCUUGUCGGCCUACAACCAACAAGGAGACCCUACAAUGUAUGAAGAAUACUACAGUGGACUGAAACACUUCAUUGAAUGCUCUCUGGACUGCCAUCGAGCAGAGCUAUCCCAACUCUUUUAUCCUCUGUUUGUACAUAUGUACUUGGAGCUAGUUUAUAAUCAACAUGAAAAUGAAGCAAAAUCAUUCUUUGAGAAGUUCCAUGGAGAUCAGGAAUGUUAUUACCAGGAUGACCUACGAGUAUUAUCUAGUCUUACCAAAAAGGAGCACAUGAAAGGGAAUGAGACCAUGCUGGACUUUCGGACAAGUAAAUUUGUUCUUCGCAUUUCCCGUGACUCGUACCAACUCUUGAAGCGCCAUCUUCAGGAGAAACAGAACAAUCAGAUAUGGAACAUAGUUCAGGAGCACCUCUACAUUGACAUCUUUGAUGGGAUGCCUCGAAGUAAGCAACAGAUAGAUGCCAUGGUGGGAAGCUUGGCAGGAGAGGCGAAGCGAGAAGCAAACAAGUCAAAGGUAUUUUUUGGUUUACUAAAAGAACCAGAAAUUGAGGUGCCUUUGGAUGAUGAGGAUGAAGAAGGAGAAAAUGAAGAAGGAAAACCUAAAAAGAAGAAGCCUAAAAAGGAUAGUAUUGGCUCUAAAAGCAAAAAACAAGAUCCCAAUGCCCCGCCUCAAAACAGAAUCCCUCUUCCUGAGUUGAAAGAUUCAGACAAACUGGACAAAAUAAUGAAUAUGAAAGAAACUACCAAACGAGUGCGCCUCGGGCCAGACUGUUUACCUUCCAUUUGUUUCUAUACAUUCCUUAAUGCUUACCAGGGCCUCACUGCAGUGGAUGUCACUGAUGACUCUAGUCUGAUUGCUGGAGGUUUUGCUGAUUCAACUGUCAGAGUGUGGUCUGUGACCCCUAAAAAGCUCCGUAGUGUCAAACAAGCAUCAGAUCUUAGUCUUAUAGACAAAGAAUCAGAUGAUGUCUUAGAGAGAAUCAUGGAUGAGAAAACUGCAAGUGAGUUGAAGAUUUUGUAUGGUCACAGUGGGCCUGUCUAUGGAGCCAGCUUCAGUCCGGAUAGGAACUACCUACUCUCCUCUUCAGAGGAUGGAACUGUUAGACUCUGGAGCCUUCAGACUUUCACUUGCUUGGUUGGGUAUAAAGGACACAACUACCCAGUAUGGGACACGCAGUUUUCUCCCUACGGAUAUUAUUUCGUGUCAGGAGGCCAUGACCGAGUAGCUCGGCUUUGGGCUACAGAUCACUAUCAGCCUUUAAGGAUAUUUGCUGGCCAUCUUGCUGAUGUGAAUUGCACUAGAUUUCAUCCAAAUUCGAACUAUGUUGCUACGGGCUCUGCAGACAGAACUGUGCGGCUCUGGGAUGUCCUCAAUGGUAACUGCGUAAGAAUCUUCACUGGACACAAGGGACCAAUUCAUUCCUUGACAUUUUCUCCCAAUGGGAGAUUCCUGGCUACAGGAGCAACAGAUGGCAGAGUACUUCUUUGGGAUAUUGGACAUGGCUUGAUGGUUGGAGAAUUAAAAGGCCACACUGAUACAGUGUGUUCACUUAGGUUUAGUAGAGAUGGUGAAAUUUUGGCAUCAGGUUCAAUGGAUAAUACAGUCCGGUUAUGGGACGCCAUCAAAGCAUUUGAAGAUUUAGAGACUGAUGACUUUACUACAGCCACUGGGCAUAUAAAUCUACCUGAGAAUUCCCAGGAGUUAUUAUUGGGUACAUAUAUGACCAAAUCAACACCAGUUGUACACCUACAUUUUACAAGAAGAAACUUGGUUCUAGCUGCAGGAGCUUACAGUCCGCAAUAAACCAACGGUAUUAGAGACCUUUUGGAAGCUACUGUUGGGAAAAGGGAGACUAAAAGCAAAUACCUCAGUGAUUAGUAUUUAAGCUACAAGAAUGUUUUCGUCUUCAUGGAUCUGGAAGUAUGCUGCUUGGAAAAUCUGAACAAGACAGUUCCACGUUUCUAUAGCAACCACAUUUAACUAAUUUCCGUUAGUUGAAUAAGAGGUAUUAUGUUCAUGGAGGGGACAUUUAUGGUGCUUUGGAUUGUGUGGAAACUAUGCAUUUUUUUUUUUUUGUUCAAAUGCUAUUUUAAUUUAUUGUGUUUAGAAAAAAAAAAUCAAUUUGAUUUAAACAAUUCAUUCUGCUUCAAGAUUCAAGUUAAGAAAUAUAGUACCAUCCUGAGUAGCUGAGGAGUUCUAUGAACGUGUGUGUGCUGUAAUGAGGUUAUUGUACGGCACUCAAGCAGCAUGUUCAGUGACCCACUAACAUGCUUCUCUUCACCCACCAUUAGUGGACUGUAUGUAACUGGGUAGGGACCACAGUUCCCAAGUCUAGAUGUACAGCCAUCCACCAACAUCUCAAUUCCUAUCUUGUAAGUUUGGAGUGCAAUCAAACAUUUACAAAACAGGUGAAGAGAUUUAGAUUCCAUACUCUACUUCAGCUAACAUGGCUACAUAUGACCUAGUACACUUGAAGUCAGACAGACAUUUCAGUUGCUUACCUCCAGUACUGAGCCUUGCUUUGGAAAACUAAGAGAUUUAGAUCAAGUCACUGCCAGUUUUUGCCUUUGUUGCAUUUUGUACAGUUUUAUAUUUUUGAUAUCUUGUAAAUAAAGACAACCAGCUUUUCCAGG
Molecule: messenger RNA, 3262 nt
Organism: Mus pahari (shrew mouse)
Lineage: Eukaryota; Metazoa; Chordata; Mammalia; Rodentia; Muridae
Gene: Taf5
Product: TATA-box binding protein associated factor 5
Exons: 11
Coding region: 30-2432 (800 amino acids)
Biological process (GO): transcription initiation at RNA polymerase II promoter
Cellular component (GO): transcription factor TFIID complex
Molecular function (GO): RNA polymerase II general transcription initiation factor activity; protein binding
Source: RefSeq, a predicted model, not a curated record